Aspergillus terreus NIH2624 is the source of this 1611-nucleotide messenger RNA. RefSeq lists its product as uncharacterized. The transcript has 5 exons. Lineage: Eukaryota; Fungi; Ascomycota; Eurotiomycetes; Eurotiales; Aspergillaceae. The coding region runs from base 1 to 1611 and encodes 536 amino acids. The record is from RefSeq and is a predicted model, not a curated record.
AUGUACAUGCUUAAACCAUCCAUCCUGGCCCUAGCCACAACAGCCCUGGCCCAGACAUCAUGUCUCCCCGCCUGGUCCGCGCAUACAUGCCAUCUCUUCUCCGAGUCCAUGGCCUACCUCGACAGAAUCUACGACCCAGCAGCGGGCUACGUGUAUGACCCCAGCGCCGCGACCGCAAUGCGCCACGACACAAGAACGUCAGUAUGGUACGCCGUCGGCCUCCUGGCGCGCAACCAAGCCAACGACGUCGACCACGCCGCGACCAUCAUCACCAACGUGAUUGCCGCGCAGUUUAAAGACCCCAACGACCAGUGGUACGGUGACUAUCAACAGUACCCCGAGGAGCCCACCGUCGGCACGCCCGCCUACCAGCCCAUCAUCUACGACACCUGGGACCCCAACUGGCGCGGCUUCAUCGGGAUAGCGUUCAUCAUCGCGCUGGAGGAGUUCGCGCCCCUGAUCCCGGCGGAUGUCGUGCAGCUGAUGCACGCGUCGCUGUACAAUAAUACCGUGGGAGAUAGCUAUCGCGUCGGCGGCGUGGACGGGGAUAACCUCUACCCGUCGUAUACCAAUCCAGCCCUGAUGCGCGCGCUGGUAAGCAGCUGGACCGGGCACGCCCUCUCGGACGCGAACAUGACACACGCCGGCGAGACCUACGCGGCCGAGAUAAUAUCCCUCUUCGACCGCGCGCACACCCUGUCCGAAUUCAACAGCGCAACCUACACCGGCGUCUCGCUCAUAGCGCUAACAACCUGGGCGAAAUACGCGCCGCCGCACUCCGUCAUGCGCACCAAGGGCCGCGAAAUGCUCACGGCGACCUGGUCCACCAUCGGAGACCUCUACCACGCGGAUCUGAAGAACCUCGCCGGCCCGUGGGACCGGGCGUACGGCUUCGACAUGCGGAAGUAUUUCGGCAUCAUGGCGGCGCAUAUCUGGACGCUUGUUGGGAAGGAGGCGGCGCCGGUCGCGGACAAGGUGUAUAUGAUGUCGCACAAUGCGGAUUUUGCGAUUGGGCCGUUGGUGGCGGUGCUGGCGGGGUUUCAUAAUGGGUUUGUGCCGCGCGAUGUGGUGGGUAAGUUGGGGAGCUUUUCGGGGGAGCAUCUUGUCGAGGCGGAGGCGUAUUCUGUGCCGUAUGACUUUGAGCCGAGACGGGUGAGGGCGUGGCUUGGGGAGAGGGUGAGUAUUGGGGCGGAGAGCUUUAAUGAGAGUGUUGUUGGCGGGCCGGCGGUGAAUGCGGAGACGUUUAAUCCGGCGGUUGUGCAGUGGGAUACCGGGGAUGGAGUUGGGUGGAUUACUCUGUAUGCGACAGAAAAAGCCCUGGAUGUGGCCGUUGGUCCUGGGGUCUUGAAUCUGACGUAUCCCCAGGGGACGGCUGAGUCCCAGUUUCAGUUCCUGGUCUCGCCGUUUGCGCGGAAGAAGGAUGUUGCUGGCUGGGAAGAUCUUCCUGGAGUGAAGGUCUCUGUUUCUGGGACGGUGGACCUGACGCCGCUGGUGUCGUAUAGUGCCAGUGAUGCGACCAUCAAUGACUUUAUGUUCUGGAAUUUCACUUAUACGAUGCCAGCCAAUGCAACCUCGCUCCCGAGCAUCUCCUUGACCAUCGAGAUGGAGUAG